Hyla sarda is the source of this 1878-nucleotide messenger RNA. It is a transcript of the gene ACTR3, whose product is annotated as actin related protein 3. Bases 109 to 1365 code for a protein of 418 amino acids. Gene Ontology annotation, biological process: Arp2/3 complex-mediated actin nucleation. Gene Ontology annotation, cellular component: Arp2/3 protein complex; actin cortical patch. Lineage: Eukaryota; Metazoa; Chordata; Amphibia; Anura; Hylidae. The transcript is spliced from 12 exons. Gene Ontology annotation, molecular function: actin filament binding. The record is from RefSeq and is a predicted model, not a curated record.
GGAGCGCCUGGCACGCGAUUGGCUGUCCUCUCUGACUGGUUUCCUCUGCCUGGGUGUUGGCCGCCAUCUUGCUGUCAGUCUGUGCGGAAGCCGCUCCCGUUUUCGGACAUGGCUUCCCGGCUCCCGGCCUGUGUGGUGGACUGCGGCACGGGGUAUACAAAGCUUGGAUAUGCCGGGAACACAGAGCCGCAGUUCAUCAUCCCAUCAUGUAUUGCUAUUAAGGAGUCCGCAAAAGUUGGAGACCAAGCUCAGAGACGGCUGAUGAAAGGAGUGGACGAUCUGGACUUCUUCAUUGGGGAUGAAGCUAUAGACAAGCCAACAUAUGCCACAAAGUGGCCAAUUCGUCAUGGAAUUGUGGAGGACUGGGAUCUCAUGGAGCGUUUUAUGGAACAAGUUAUAUUCAAGUAUCUAAGAGCCGAGCCAGAAGAUCAUUACUUCCUCCUGACUGAGCCUCCUCUGAACACUCCAGAGAACAGGGAAUACACUGCUGAGAUCAUGUUUGAGUCUUUCAAUGUCCCAGGGUUGUAUAUAGCAGUCCAGGCUGUACUUGCCUUGGCUGCUUCUUGGACAUCCAGACAAGUUGGUGAGCGCACACUAACCGGGACAGUGAUAGACAGUGGAGAUGGUGUGACACACGUCAUUCCCGUGGCUGAAGGCUACGUGAUCGGAAGCUGUAUUAAGCACAUCCCCAUUGCUGGCCGAGACAUUACCUACUUCAUCCAGCAGCUGCUCAGAGACAGAGAGGUGGGAAUCCCCCCGGAACAGUCCCUGGAGACGGCCAAAGCUGUGAAGGAGCGUUUCAGCUAUGUCUGUCCUGACUUGGUGAAAGAAUUCAGCAAAUACGAUACAGACGGUGCCAAGUGGAUCAAGCAGUACAGCGGCAUUAACGCAGUGUCCAAGAAAGAGUUCUGUAUUGACGUUGGUUACGAGAGAUUUCUGGGACCUGAGAUCUUCUUUCAUCCAGAGUUUGCAAAUCCAGAUUUCACUCAGCCCAUCUCGGAAGUUGUGGAUGAAGUGAUUCAGAACUGUCCCAUCGAUGUCCGACGUCCUCUCUACAAGAAUAUAGUCCUCUCCGGUGGCUCCACCAUGUUCAGGGACUUUGGCCGUCGUCUGCAAAGAGACCUGAAGAGAACAGUCGAUGCUAGACUGAAGCUGAGUGAGGAGCUUAGUGGCGGUCGUCUGAAGCCCAAGCCAAUUGAUGUACAGGUGAUCACACACCACAUGCAGCGUUACGCAGUCUGGUUUGGAGGCUCCAUGCUGGCAUCUACACCGGAGUUUUACCAGGUUUGCCACACGAAAAAGGAUUAUGAAGAGAUCGGGCCCAGCAUCUGCCGCCACAAUCCAGUGUUUGGGGUCAUGUCUUAAAUCAUGGAAUGGUGAUGGUUGCUGUUGUCAUGUUCUUGGGGAGAAGAUGGGGGGGGUUGGGGAACCUCUCCUCAGGGGCUGCUGUGGGCAACAUACACGUUCCCAUGUGACCCGUUUCAUGCCAGAGUUGUCCUCAUAUUACGGUUCAAUAAAAACAAAAGCUCUGGGCUUUAGUUUUGUGCCUGGUAUUUUGUAUGGACUUCUGUUCCUCAUGGGUGACACCUCUGUCUGCUGCUUCCUGUGACCGGUCAUAGGAACCGCUUUUUGUAUCUUUUUAUUGGGGCCAAUGAGUAAGUUUUAGCUCCAUUGGCAGAGGCUCUACAGGAGUCAGUCCCUCUGCAUUCAAUACGCUUGUGUCCCAGACCCUGCCGCCUCUGUUCUUCGCUUGCACACAGCUGGACCGUAUCUGCAAAUAAUGUCUAGUGGUUUUCAUUGAUAAUAAUUAAAUGGUUAAAUUUUUUUUGUUUUGUGACGCCUGAGAUCAUUCCAAUAAAGGGCAGCAUAUCUUUUCUA